AUGGACCCGCUCCUCAACGCCACCGACUGUUACGGCGCAAACGGCACCGGGUCCGGGUCCGGAACCGGCAACUGCAGCGACGGCUUCAACCAGUUCGUGCAGCCGGUGUGGCAGAUCACCCUGUGGGCCGUCGCCUACUGCGGCAUCGUGGCGGUGUCGGUGGUCGGGAACGCGGUGGUCAUCUGGAUUAUUGUGGCGCACAGACGCAUGAGGACCGUCACCAAUUACUUUCUGGUGAACCUGGCCUUCGCCGAGGCCGCCAUGUCCGCCUUCAACACGGUGAUCAACUUCGCCUACGCCGUUCACAACGAGUGGUACUUCGGCCUGGUUUACUGCCGCUUCCACAACUUCUUCCCCAUCGCCGCCAUUUUCGCCAGCAUCUACUCCAUGACGGCCAUCGCAGUGGACAGAUACAUGGCCAUCAUCCACCCGCUGCAGCAGAGGCUGUCCUCCACCCAGACCCGGGCGGUGAUGGCAGUCAUCUGGGUCCUGGCUCUGCUGCUGGCCUUCCCUCAGUACCACUACUCCUCCACCUUCCUGCUGCCCGGACGCACGGUCUGCUACAUCGACUGGCCCGAGUACACCGCCGUGGACUUCAAGAAGAUUUACUACGUGUGUGUGACGCUGCUCAUCUACUUCCUGCCGCUGGGCCUGAUGGGGUGGGCGUACACCACGGUGGGCGUGACCCUGUGGGCCAGCGAGAUUCCCGGAGACUCGUCCGAACACUACAGAGAGCAGCUGAUGGCCAAGCGCAAGGUGGUGAAGAUGAUGAUCGUGGUGGUGUGCACGUUCGCCGUCUGCUGGCUGCCGUACCACGUCUACUUCCUGCUGCACCAGUUCUUCCCCGAGUGGUUCGAGCAGCGCUAUAUCCAGCAGGUGUACCUGGCCGUCAUGUGGCUCGCCAUGAGCUCCACCAUGUACAACCCCAUCAUCUACUACUGCCUCAACAGCAGGUUCCGAGCAGGUUUCCAGCAGGUGUUCUGCUGCUGCGCUCCCGCCGCCGCAAAAGACGAGCUGGAGCUCAAAUCGCCGCGCUACCUGCAAACCCAGGUGAGCCUCUACCGAGCCAGUCGGAACGAGACGGUGGUGUCCACCACGGUCCACCCCACGGUGGAAGAGCACGACUCGGCCGAGCCCCGGGAGGUGACGUCCAACGGCGCAGAGACGUUUCCCAUGAGCCCCCGGGGUCCCUCGCCCGAGUCCGGGCGCUGCCGGGAGUGACGGGAACUGGCGAAUCUCCAUUCCAUGCCCGGACUGAGUGUCUUCAGGGAGGGUUCAAACGUCUCGCCGGGCAUUUCGUUGACCCGGCGGAUGCCUUCAUGUUGAGGAGGAUGUUGGACGACGUUGAAAACUCGGGUGUUUGUUGGAAGGCGAAACACACCAGCCGGCCUCCUGACCUCCGGCCUCCUCGGCUGGCGAACCCGCCGCCGUCCCCCCGGCAACCGUGUCACCUCGAGAUGAGUUUGUGUUGUGUGUGGAAACAGGAGGGGGGGGCGGCGUGUGUGUUUGUGUGUGCAGAUCUCGCACCUGUUGGACGGGAUUAGCUGGUGUUUUGACAAUGUGCGAGGAAGGCUGGGUCUGCGGCGGGCCGGGUCAGAGGACGGCUAAAUAUAGAGGGACGGCGUUCAGGAGGGGGUAAACAGACAGAGGGGUCGAUAAGGCGGCGAGGGGAAAUGAAGGGAAAGAAGAACGUGUGCUCAGAUGCGCCGGAUGUUUACGAGCGAAGGAACAACGUCAGAGGAACGAAGUGACUUCAGACAACAGCUGCUCCCUGCCGAGUCCUGCUGGGUUCUCUGGACCUCCUCCAGCCUGGACCGCCAGAUACGUUCUGGACCUUCUCCUGCCUGUACCAUCCAACAAGUUCCAGACAUUCUCCUGCCUGUAAAGCCAAAUACGUUCUCGAUGUUCACCUGCCUGGUACCGUCAAAUACGUUCCGGACCAGGGGUCUGCAGCCGGGGGCUCUUCAGUCCCUCUGUCGCAGCUUUCACAAUAUGAAACGUGAACAUUGAGCUUCUUUUUAUUACAGCGACACACUACAGUGCUAUUCAAGAUGAUUUGUCACUCUGUUCAAAUGGAAUUAAAAAAACAGGUUCAAGUAAAAUUGGGAAAAAUAGCUAAAAUCACAAGAAAUGGGGAAAAAAGCAGCAGAAUGUUAAAAACAAUUCUAAAACAAUUUCUAAAAGAAGAACCUAAAUAUGGUUGGAAAAAGCAGGCAACACUGCUUAAAAGGAGGCAAAAUGGUUGAAACCGCUGAAAUGUCAAAAUUGUCAUUAAAAAAUUUUUUAAAAUAGGAGCAGACCUGUUGAAGGUAAGUUCAAAGAUAGGCUGAAUUUAAUAAGAUGUUCAUUAUUCUGACCCCUGACCUCAUAAAUGCCUCAUAACAUAUCUGUACGUGCAUCAAAACUAUAUAUGAAACUUCCCGAGUUGCAUUCGCCUCAUUUUAAAGGUUAAAUGUUCUUUACAGCUCCAGAUCAACUUGACAUGGCGGAAAGUCCCAAAAACAGCUCUUUUGCUCAUAAAGGCUGCAGAACCCUGUUGUGGACGUUCUCCUGCCUGCACCGCUAAAUAUGCUCUCAUAAUGAGUGUUUGUAGGAGCGUGAGGACCAAAUGCUUUGACUUUGUUCUGUUAAACAUGAACGGGUCGUUCUUUCGCCACCAUGAGCCAGAACAAAAUGUAGCUUUGCAUUAAAGCUCAGUACAAAUUCUUACAGAUUCCUCUAACUUCUGCUGUUUUCCAACAUUUCAGUAUCAGUAUUCAAACCAAACGAUAUUGCUGAAAAACAUCAGUAUUGGAGGGUUUUCAGACCAUUUAAAAAAAUGGAUGGAUGUAGAGAUUGCAUUUAAAAUAUUCAACUUCUCCUGUUUUUUUCUGAAAAUGUUGAUGCUUAAUGUGUUUUAAAAGCAAGCGGCUUGAAUCGAUGUGUUUGGGUGGUUAGAAAUGCUUUUUAAAAAGCUCCCUGUAAUGUCUGAAGGUGAGGCUCCACAGCUCCUCUGGAUCGGCUCCCUGAUGCUUUCACACAUGCAAAUAGUUUUCAUUUUGAUUUCAAAAAAUGUCUGAUCUCCAGGAGAAAAAGCAGAUCGAACAGGCAGGUUACAGUAAUCCUCACGUUACUUUUGACGGUUGUUACUGUACGUCCAGAUUACUUUACAGCUACUUUCCUUCUCACUCUGUAACUUGUGGUGUCAAAAUGACAACAUUACAACCAACCUGCAGUCUGUGUAGAGCUUAACG
Messenger RNA from Salarias fasciatus (jewelled blenny), 3233 nucleotides. It is a transcript of the gene tacr1b, whose product is annotated as tachykinin receptor 1b. The transcript has 7 exons. Gene Ontology annotation, biological process: positive regulation of flagellated sperm motility; G protein-coupled receptor signaling pathway. NCBI's taxonomy places the organism in Eukaryota, Metazoa, Chordata, Actinopteri, Blenniiformes, Blenniidae. Gene Ontology annotation, molecular function: substance P receptor activity. The record is from RefSeq and is a predicted model, not a curated record. Bases 1 to 1221 code for a protein of 406 amino acids. Gene Ontology annotation, cellular component: plasma membrane; sperm midpiece.